This is a messenger RNA of Cladophialophora yegresii CBS 114405, 507 nucleotides long. RefSeq lists its product as uncharacterized. The record is from RefSeq and is a predicted model, not a curated record. Bases 1 to 507 code for a protein of 168 amino acids. The transcript has a single exon. Lineage: Eukaryota; Fungi; Ascomycota; Eurotiomycetes; Chaetothyriales; Herpotrichiellaceae.
AUGUCCCUUCUCAGGUGGUUUCUGCGUUGCACUCCUGGGCUGUCAGUACUCUGCCUCCUCAUUUUGCUCGAAGCUGCAUUGAGGAUCGUCGAGACGGAAUGGCUUAGCUUCUUCUAUCCUCCUUUUCUCAACCACAUCGCAAGUCCUGUCGUGGCGCAGACUCUCUUCAUCUCAUACUCGGUCUUCCUGCACGUUGUGGCCUUCCUCUUUCCUCUGCGACUGUGUGCCUCGGCCUACGCGGCCACCCGAGAUAUCAAAGCAGCACACGGUUUGUCGAAGCCCACUACCGCCAAUAAUGCGACGGUCGACGCUCUCCGCCAUGAUCCCGACCUCCAGCCGAGUGCACUUAAAAAGUCAGACUCGGUAACAUUCGCGGUGGUCUUGCCCAGCUACAAAGAGGAGUUUGAAAUACUAGACAGUUCUCUCAGAGUCCUGGCAAGCCAUGCACUCGCCCGAUCCUCAUACGAUGCAAGACGAACCCUGAGAACCAUUACGUGGCAUCAGUGA